Molecule: messenger RNA, 855 nt
Organism: Parathielavia appendiculata
Lineage: Eukaryota; Fungi; Ascomycota; Sordariomycetes; Sordariales; Chaetomiaceae
Product: TPR-like protein
Exons: 1
Biological process (GO): protein insertion into mitochondrial inner membrane; protein import into mitochondrial matrix
Cellular component (GO): mitochondrial outer membrane
Molecular function (GO): protein binding; transmembrane protein transporter activity
Source: RefSeq, a predicted model, not a curated record
CCCGAGAUCGACGAGAACACAGUCCAGAGUCUCACCGAGCAGCAGCGCAAGGAGUAUGCACAGAAGCCGAAAGAGGCCGGCAACAAGGCUUAUGGGGCCAAGGACUUUGAGAAGGCCAUUGGGCUCUACUCCAAGGCUAUUCUCUGCAAGCCGGAUCCCGUUUACUACUCCAACAGGGCCGCCUGCUAUAAUGCGCUGAGCCAAUGGGACAAGGUCGUCGAGGACACCACCGCCGCCAUCAGCCUCGACCCAGAGUACAUCAAAGCGCUCAAUCGCCGUGCCAAUGCCUACGACCACCUGGGCAAGUACAGUGAGGCGCUCCUCGACUUCACCGCGAGCUGCAUCAUCGACGGGUUCAGGAACGAACAGAGCGCGCAGGCCGUUGAGCGUCUGCUCAAGAAAUUCGCCGAGACGAAGGCCAAGGAGAUCCUCGAGACCAAGCCAUCCAAGCUUCCGAGCUCUACCUUUGUCGGAAACUACCUGCAGAGCUUCCGCACCAAGCCCCGACCCGUCGGCCUGGAGGAUUCAGUCGAGCUGUCGGAGGAGACCGGCAAAGGUCAGCUGCAGAAGGGCUUGAAGGCAUUGGAGAGCAAGACCGGACCGGGUUACGAGGAGUCUGCCGAGGCUUUCGAUAAGGCUUUGGAGCUGGGCGAUCUCGGCGAGCACGAGGCGUACGCUUAUAACCUUCGUGGCACCUUCCGGUGCCUAAAGGGCAAGCAUGAGGAUGCCCUGGCCGAUCUUUCCUCUAGUACUCUUAGUACGUUACUCAUUUCAAACUCUGUGACCAUGAUAAUGGAAGUGCGCCCUAAGGUACAGCACUCCCAUAGCAUAGAUUGCGAGCGCGACCGACGCUAG